Cynara cardunculus var. scolymus (artichoke) is the source of this 1701-nucleotide messenger RNA. RefSeq lists its product as uncharacterized. NCBI's taxonomy places the organism in Eukaryota, Viridiplantae, Streptophyta, Magnoliopsida, Asterales, Asteraceae. The record is from RefSeq and is a predicted model, not a curated record. Gene Ontology annotation, cellular component: mitochondrial small ribosomal subunit. Gene Ontology annotation, biological process: mitochondrial translation. Gene Ontology annotation, molecular function: structural constituent of ribosome. The transcript has 4 exons. Bases 43 to 1302 code for a protein of 419 amino acids.
GAUCGUCGUUCCGAGCAGGAAAUCUCUCUUAAACCCUAAAUCAUGAGACGAGCUUUACUCAACAAAAUCACUGUUCGUUAUCUGCUAACCCCACCACCACCUCCUCCUUCUCGAUCCUUCACGCCCAUUUCGAAAAUCAAUCAUACACUCUUUGGGAGUUUUCGUUCCAAGAUCAGAUUCUUCUCAACUGAAAAUGGGGAUUCAUCCAUAGACGUACCCAAUCCUGCUUCAGAAAAAAACAGCAUUGAUAAACCGCCAGCAAAGCAACUCGAAGUCGAGGAUGUCAGCAAUAAAGAGCUGAAAAUGCAGAUAGAGAAGUACUUUAAUGAAAAGGAUGAAGAGGCGUUGCCUGCUGUAUUUGAAUCGAUAAUUAGGAGGAAGGUGAAAGGAAAGCAUUCAGAUACAGACGAUGAGCUGCUGGAAGAGUUUCGUAUGCAACCAAUUGAUAGUGUCAAUGAUAAGGAGUUUGAAUCAGAUUUUGAGGAAAUACAUGAAACGGAUGAUGAGAUAGAUAAUCUGUAUGAUGCCAAAGAUAUUUUGAUCAAGAGAAUGACGAAAAACGAAUUCUUUUACAUGGAUGAUCGAAAAUGGGAAGGGAUGAUUAAGGAGGCUACAGAUACUGGUCAUGUUAAGGAUACUAAGGAGUGUGAGGAGAUACUACAGGAUAUGUUCAUGUGGGAGAAACUCCUCCCAGACCAUCUGAAGAAAAAGGUUGAAGAAAAAUAUAAUGAGAUAGCAGAUUUGGUUGAAACUGGUGAGCUUGAGCCUGAGGCUGGUUAUGAGAUAUAUCAGGAGUUCGAGCACAAUAUGCUCAUGAAGCACGUUGAGGAGAUGGAGAAAGCUGGUCCACCGAAGUUUGAUGAUGAACCUGAGAAGAAGGAUGUAGAUGAUCCUCCUGGUGAUGGACCGAUACUUAGGUGGCAAACACGGGUCGUCUUUGUUCCUGGUGGUGAGUCAUGGCACCCAAAAAACAGAAAAGCAAAACUGGCUGUCACUUUGAAAGAGCUUGGCCUUUCGAAGAAUCAGUUUCGCCGACUACGAGAAUUGGUUGGGAAAAGAUACAAUCCGGGAAAAGAUGAACUUACGAUAAGCAGUGAGAGGUUUGAACAUCGUGAGGAGAAUAGGAAAGAUUGUCUUAGGACUUUAUUAGGCCUGAUUGAGGAAGCUGCUAAAGCUGAUAAGCUAGUUGAUGAUGUGCGGACUUCGUAUGUGAAGAAUAGACUUCGAGCCAAUGAUAAGUUCAUGGAGAAGUUGAACGCCAAGAUCAUGAGAAAACAAGGAUCCAACGUGUUACACGCAUGAUGAGGGUGUAUGUGUAGAAUGAACCACAAAGGCGAACUCGGGAAGGUCAUAACAAGCAUGUUCUACGACCGACCUGAAUUUCUUUCUAGAUAACAAAAAGAAAACGUUUUCUUUUUGGUGUUUUGAUAGUACAAUGAACAUGAGAGAUUGAAAUCUUCUUUCAUCGUAGACGUUUUUUUUGAAUUUUUUUUUCCUUAUGCAUCGAUCGAGUUUAGCCCUUGUUCCGCUUCAUAGAGGUAUAGGUGAAUUUUAGACCAUAAAACCUACGUUCCGGUAUGAACGGUUGGAUCGUGGUUCCGAAUUAUUAUUUUUUGUUGUAUAAUUAUAAUUUGUUGUUUUUGUGGUGGUUUUGUUUCAUCCCAAAAGAUGGUGCACAUAGAGCAUAAUAUGUUCAUGUAA